Darwinula stevensoni is the source of this 1122-nucleotide messenger RNA. Lineage: Eukaryota; Metazoa; Arthropoda; Ostracoda; Podocopida; Darwinulidae. The record is from the annotation of a GenBank genome assembly.
UUCGGUUUUACUAUGGUUCCCUCUUGCAAACCGCGGGAUCCGAAGGGAGUGACGUAUAUUUAUUAAUGGCGACCUACAGACGACAGCUCGAGUUGCCUCUAACGUUACUCGCCAGUUCCGCCAAGUAGUGAUCUCCCAUGGUUAGGCAUAGCCUCAAGCUCCAAUCUGUGUCGCAGGUCUGGGAGAAACUGGAGCAAUGAAGCUACUGAACGAGAAGAACCUGGCUGCUUUUGCUAUUUCUCCACAUGCCUCGGACAAGGAAGGCUUUAUGUGGAAGAGGGGUCAAGUGAACAAGAGUUUUCAGAAGAGAUGGUUUGUUCUCAAAGGGAAUCUAUUAUUUUAUUUCGAAAAGAAAGGAGAUAGAGAACCUGCAGGAGUUGUCAUUCUCGAGGGAUGCACAGUCGAACUGUGUGAUGAUGAUGGCGACCCCUUCACAUUCAAAGUUUCCUUCCAUGGGACUAGCACUCGAUCGUAUUACUUCCGAGCUGAGAGCAACGAUUGCAUGGAGGAGUGGAUGAAAGCCAUGGCAUGUGCUAGCUAUAAUUACAUGAAGCUUAUGGUCGCUGAGCUCCAGCAACAAGUGGAGCAACUUGAAGUUUCAGCAGUUGAGCAUGCAAAUCAUACCUUGAUCAACCUGCUGGAAGACAUGCAGAUGACAGAAGCACCAUCAUCGUCCUCCUCAUCCACCAAAGAAAAGAUGACAUCGCACCCCCGUCCUCGCUACAACCCAUUUAACUGGGAGGGGACCAAGAUAGGACUUUCACGUUUUGCCUUCCUGACGGGAGGGCCGAGCGGUGUGACGAAAUUCUCCUUCCCCGGUCACCUCUGUCGACCCUUCUUGGACAUCCAUCGGCACUUUGGAGUCAUGAUUUCUGAGUGUGCUGGUGCCAGAGGGGGAUCGGUGCAGAUGGAUCUCCUCGAUGUGAACCUCAUCAAUCUGUGAUACAGCCUAUGGUUGUGGGUGCUGUCUCUCAUGAUUGAAUGCAUGACAAAUUCUGGAUGGCUGCAUCGUUCUUUCAGAAUUUUUGUAGCCGUGCUUUCAUAUUCAGUAAAUGCUCAAGCCUUAACCAUCAGAUUUUCUGCAGAUUAAGGACAAUCAACCAGUCUUCAUAUAAAGGUUCA